Molecule: messenger RNA, 1937 nt
Organism: Paramacrobiotus metropolitanus
Lineage: Eukaryota; Metazoa; Tardigrada; Eutardigrada; Parachela; Macrobiotidae
Product: fringe glycosyltransferase-like
Exons: 7
Coding region: 412-1710 (432 amino acids)
Biological process (GO): regulation of Notch signaling pathway
Cellular component (GO): membrane
Molecular function (GO): O-fucosylpeptide 3-beta-N-acetylglucosaminyltransferase activity
Source: RefSeq, a predicted model, not a curated record
UUACGGUACGUCAGUCGCGUACAACGGUUUUAUCACUUUUAUGGGAGUUUGUGACAAUAUGAAGUUGUGCGGUAUGGCUGUCGCUAAUGCUCGUAUAUACAGCAUGUCGCUUCUGAUCGGUAACCUCUACAUACAAUACGUUUAAGUGAUCCAUUUUCUGUUAAGUUUUGAAAAGAUUUGUGGUUCGAGUAAUAAUUUACUAAAUCGCCUGGCAAAUAGCAAGAUAUUUUGAGUUUUAUCGCGUUUAUUCCAUUAUGCAGAAGCAGCAGCAGAACCGCCUCGUUUUACGAGGUGACUGUGGACUGUGUUGAGCCGUGUAAUUUUUGGUUGUGUGCCAAUUUUUAACCGAAAGAGAAAGCCGCCCGGCAGAUCUUUGACAAAGACAACAACGUUGUAGUCGCUAAUUGUACAAUGUUACCAUCCGAUCGCAACAAACCGGCUUCCGGUCUUUUUGUGCCCGAUGUUGACUUCCAUCUCGGCGAAAAAUACUGUACUGCAAUCCGAAAAGCAAGAUCUCAGCCAUUUGUUAUAAUGCGUGUGCGUUCGCCUGCAAGAAUGAUGGCUCUUUCGAGAAAAAAUUUUCUGACGUGCAUUUUCAUGGUCUUUAUGUUCUACGUUGUGAUUUGCUUACAAGAACUUCGACGAAAUGUUCACAUAAUUUUGGAACCCCAUUCCCCUUCCACAUCGGUAUCACGAAUUUCCACCAGUUCGCAGUCCUCGCAGACGGAAAUAUAUCGCAUUGUCGGCGAAAAUGGGCAGAAUUCGGUUGCACGCGAAGGCGACGCGCUUCAUUUUGGAAGUGUAAAAACUUUUACGCUUCAUACUGCAUCCCUUACCAUGCAUGACCAGUCUGGCAACGAGCCUAAUAGGGAAAGCAUAACGCCAUUACAGUUGAAUGAUUUGCAUAUCAGCGUGAAAACAUCCAAAAAGUUCCAUCGCCAGCGACUGGAUAUUAUUUUGCAGACGUGGUUCAAAUACGCAAAAAAUCAGACUUACUUCGUAACCGAUGAACAAGAUGGAGAAUUUCAGCUGAAAACAGAUGGCCAUCUGAUAAUCUCCAGCUGUUCGAAUUCUCAUCAUAGGAAGGCUCUUUGCUGUAAGAUGGCGAUGGAACUGGAUUUCUUCUCAUCACUAAACAAAAAAUGGUUUUGCCAUUUUGAUGAUGAUAAUUAUGUGAACGUUUGGAAUCUCUUGGAUAUGUUGCGCGGUUAUGAUUACACCGGGCAGUGGUAUCUCGGUAAAACCAGCAUCAAAGCUCCCAUAGAAAUUUCCCAUUUAAAAUCAACUGGCGAAGACCAGAAUGCUGCUUUUUGGUUUGCUACCGGCGGUGCUGGUUUUUGUUUAAGCCAUGGAUUAGUUGAGAAAAUGAAGCCGCUGACAUCAGGAGGGAAGUUCAUGAGCAUCGGAGAAAAAAUCCGGUUGCCUGAUGAUGUUACUAUAGGCUAUAUUGUCGAACACCUUUUGAAAGUUCCACUUACAAUAAUCGAGCGCUUUCAUUCACAUCUGGAACCUCUGUAUCUCAUGGACCUGGAAACUUUGAAAACCCAGAUCAGUUUCGGCUAUUCAACGUAUCGCGGAAAUCAGAUGAACAGGGUAUCGGUUUCCGGUUGGAAUAGCGAAUCAGAUCCGACGCGAUUCCUUUCUCUCGAUUGUCUCCUUCGCCCUGAUAAUGAAAAAGGAGAUUGUCCUACUGUAACGGUCUCUGUUUAGAUCCUGCCUUCCUGGUUAAUAGGUAUGGCAGAGUGAUAAUAUUGCUCCAGUAUCUGCUUGACUAACAAUUAAUCUGUGAUGCCUUGGAGAAUUUUUGCACAUUGUUUUUUGUACGUUUGGAAUGCUUUAAUUUGUGAUUUCUUGUACAGAAUCUUUUUGAAGUUGACAAUUGUACGAGUGGAUUUUCCGUUGUAUAUGAGAGAAAAGAAAAAUAAUUCACGAAUAUG